Messenger RNA from Penicillium expansum, 477 nucleotides. Its product is annotated as cytochrome c oxidase subunit VI. Gene Ontology annotation, cellular component: mitochondrial inner membrane. The record is from RefSeq and is a predicted model, not a curated record. Bases 1 to 477 code for a protein of 158 amino acids. Lineage: Eukaryota; Fungi; Ascomycota; Eurotiomycetes; Eurotiales; Aspergillaceae. The transcript has 4 exons. Gene Ontology annotation, biological process: mitochondrial electron transport, cytochrome c to oxygen.
AUGUCGUCCCUAUCCAUCUUCCGCGUGGCGACCCGCGCCGUUCGCCCUACCGGCUUCUUCAGAGCUCCCCAAUUGACCCGGUCCCGGAUGCAGUCCCCGGUGACUCUGGCUGCCGCCCGCGCCCACAACUUCGGUACUACCUCUAUGCUCCGCUCCGGCCACGAGGAUGAGACAUACGAAGAGUUCUCUGCCAGAUUUGAGAAGGAAUUCGAUGGUGUGCAGGACGUUUUCGAGCUCCAGCGCAACCUGAACAACUGCUUCGCCUACGAUCUCGUUCCCUCCGUCGAGGUCCUCACUGCUGCUCUCAAGGCCGCCCGCCGUGUUAACGACUUCCCUACCGCUGUUCGCGUCUUCGAGGGUGUCAAGGCCAAGGUUGAGAACCCCGACCAGUACAAGCAAUAUCUCGAGUCCCUCGAGAGUCUGCGCGUCGAGCUGGGCGUCGCUCUCCGGGAGGAGCUCUACCCCCAGGAGGCGUAA